Heterocephalus glaber (naked mole-rat) is the source of this 3862-nucleotide messenger RNA. The record is from RefSeq and is a predicted model, not a curated record. NCBI's taxonomy places the organism in Eukaryota, Metazoa, Chordata, Mammalia, Rodentia, Bathyergidae.
GGUUGCCAUGGCGACGCGUGGGUGCCCGAAGGCCGGGCCCAGGGGCCUUCCCCUUUCCUGGCCCGAAAGUGCUAGUCUCCUAAAGCUACCGCUGCCCACCGGGCCCCAGAAGGGCCCCGCGGUCUGAGACCUUCAAGGACUUCUCCUCCGUCGCGGUGCUGCCCUCCACCUCCCUCCGCCAUCCAGCCGAAGCCGGCUGGAACAUAGCUCGCUGGGGGCUCUGGGUACAGCAGGCUCUCCAGCGUGACCCCCUGGGCCAGGUCGCAGCCCUUUGGUGGUAGGGCCACAACUGAAGUCUAUCUCGGCCCCGGCACUGCUGCUGCCUGAGGACCUGAGAGGUCCCCCAGGGGGAUUUUUGUAAAGAGGCCCCCAAGGAAGAGCCCUAGGUGAAGCUUUGGUGAAUCCAAGGGCUUUCAGACUGGAAAGGCCUUCGUCUCCCCUGGUAGUCUCCACCAUGAUCCACAGUCUCUUCCUCAUCAACUCCUCUGGAGACAUUUUCCUGGAGAAACACUGGAAGAGUGUUGUCAGCCGUUCUGUUUGUGAUUACUUUUUUGAGGCUCAGGAGAGAGCCACUGAGGCAGAAAAUGUGCCUCCAGUUAUUCCUACCCCUCACCACUACCUCUUGAGUGUUUACCGCCAUAAGAUCUUUUUUGUGGCUGUGAUCCAAACAGAGGUCCCACCUCUGUUUGUCAUUGAGUUCCUUCACCGAGUAGUGGACACGUUUCAGGAUUAUUUUGGAGUGUGUUCAGAGCCAAUGAUCAAAGACAAUGUCGUUGUAGUGUAUGAGGUACUGGAAGAAAUGCUUGACAAUGGAUUUCCUUUGGCUACUGAGUCAAACAUCCUCAAAGAACUGAUAAAGCCUCCCACUAUCCUUCGGACGGUUGUCAAUACCAUAACAGGAAGUACCAAUGUGGGCAAUCAGCUUCCAACUGGGCAGCUGUCAGUGGUCCCUUGGCGGCGGACUGGCGUGAAGUACACCAACAAUGAGGCCUAUUUUGAUGUGAUUGAAGAGAUUGAUGCCAUUAUUGAUAAAUCAGGCUCCACAAUCACUGCUGAAAUCCAGGGUGUGAUUGAUGCCUGUGUCAAGCUGACCGGGAUGCCAGACCUCACGCUUUCCUUCAUGAACCCUAGGCUGCUGGACGAUGUCAGCUUCCAUCCUUGCGUUCGUUUCAAGCGCUGGGAGUCUGAGCGGAUCCUCUCCUUCAUCCCUCCUGACGGGAACUUUCGCCUUCUUUCCUACCAUGUCAGUGCCCAGAAUCUGGUUGCAAUUCCAGUGUAUGUGAAACAUAAUAUCAGUUUCCGGGACAGUAGUUCACUUGGACGCUUUGAAAUAACAGUGGGACCCAAGCAGACGAUGGGGAAGACCAUAGAGGGAGUGAUCAUCCUCAGCCAGAUGCCCAGAGGGGUCCUGAAUAUGAGCCUCACUCCAUCCCAGGGGACACACACAUUUGACCCAGUGACAAAGAUGCUGUCUUGGGAUGUAGGAAAAAUUAAUCCUCAAAAGCUUCCAAGUUUGAAAGGGACUAUGAGUCUGCAGGCUGGAGCUUCCAAACCAGAUGAAAACCCCACAAUUAACCUGCAGUUUAAGAUCCAGCAGCUGGCCAUUUCUGGACUCAAAGUGAAUCGUCUGGAUAUGUAUGGAGAAAAAUACAAACCCUUUAAGGGCAUAAAAUACAUGACCAAAGCUGGGAAAUUCCAAGUUCGAACCUGAAGGGAGUUUUGUAGAAGGAAAAAUCAUGAACACUUUUUCGUUUCUUACUUGUCUAAAAGUAAAAAAUAUCAGCCUGUCUCUUAGGUCAGUCUCCCCCAGGGCUCACCAGCUCCCUUUUGUCCUUAGCCUUGAGUGCCAUGGAACUAAUCAAGAGAGAAAAGGUUGCCAGGGAGAUUGGGACAGAACCAAAACAUCAGCACCAGCUCAAUUCUCAAGGAGGUGUGUGAUGAAAGAUGGUGAUACUGACCUCAUAGUUAACUACUCUUAAUGUGGUUAUUGUAGAAAAAGAUCAGCAUUUGUUGCUUCCUUGGCUUUAAUUAUCUAAAGUCAGUGAAAGAUUACUUUAUUGAUUUUUUUAAGGUAGAAAGAUAAAUAAGAAGGAAAGGAAAGGAAGAGAUUAGGUGGAAAAUGAAUGUUGACGAAAUCCCAGCUAAGAUGGAUCUGUGAGGCUGAGGUUGUGCUCUGUGGUAAAGUGCUUGCUUAGCAGGCUUUGGCGCUUUGUGUGUGUGUGUGUGUGUGUGUGUGUGUGUGUGUGUGUGUGUGUCCUAUGAAGAAGAAGAAAGGGGAAAUCAUAUUAAAGAAGAGUUGUGAGGAAGAUGGGCAAAGAAAAGUGAUCAACUAUGUAAGGAGGUUUGGGAAGAGUAGAGUUGAGUUGGUUUCUUUCUGAUCCCUCUGCUCUAAUAUAAAAAUCCUUUGUACUUCUAGAAAUGAAUUGGAGCCUUCUUAAAUCCAAGUCCACUCUUGACAUGGAAACCCCAGUAGAAUCAUUUUCCCUUGAAGACUAUGAUGAUAUUGGACUGGCUUUCAGGUUCUAACUGUUGCUUGCCUUUAAUACUUGGUCUGUCAUCUUCUGUGAGAAGAUGAUCUACUUUUUUGCCAAAAAAGUUUUACUCACAUCACUCUACAGAAUGCACCAGCCUUUUCUGGUUACUUGAUCCUUCUUCAGAACUUCCUAAACAGUAGAAGAGUUUCAGUGCAGCCAGAUUUUAUGAGUCAUAGCACUGGAAUGGAGAUGGCAGCUCAUUCCCCGGGAAGGGGGUGCACAGCUGUAGCCCAGUGACCCCUGUUCACAGGUACCCCUGCUGGGCUGCUAAUGGGUCCUCAGCCUUCCUUCCUGAAGCUUCUCCAUCAGUAGCCCUGAAUAAAAAGACUACUCACUAGUAAGGGUGUGAUAGAUCACUAAAGCUGCAUGGUAAAGUUAUUUCCUCUGUCUUGUGUUUGGUACUCUCCUCUAUAUCUAUUAAUAGUAACUGUCUACAGUCCACUUUUAAGACAAUUUCCUUAAAUCUUUGAAUAAAAUUAAUGCUGUAAGAAGACAGGCCAUGUUGAUGGUGUGUCACCAAAUCAAUGUAAGAACAUGGCAACUUGAGAACUACUUAAGGCUUUCCGAAUGGCUAAUUUUUAUUCUGCUCCCAUAUAUUAAUUACCCACUUUAGUAUCUAGAUAGAAGGCAGGUUUGGGGGUUUUAUUAUUUUUGAGUUGUAGCUUAGGGAAUGAUACUGUGCUCUAUAUUGUGCAUGGAGAAAAAGGAAGACCUGUGUUCUCCAAAAUGUAGGUCUCUGAAGUCCCAUUUUCAAAUACUUGAGUUGUUUUGUUUGUUUGUUUGUUUUGACCAGUUUUAUCUUGCUGCUGCUUCCAGGAAUUAUUUAAGCUGCAGAGUGAUAUUGCUUUGUGGUUUUCCUCUGGGAUAAAUUGUGCUGUGUACAGCCAGAUGUGUCUCGUACUCCAUCACUCCAGAAUUUUCCCUGGAUUACCAUAGCACACAUAGACCUCCUUGGUGGGGAAGUGUCUCUACCUGGGGACUCCAGAAAGCACUUCUCCUGUGGGAUCUGAAGGACUUUAUAAGGUUUCUUAGGUCACGGGAUACAGCUAAUCUUGGUUCCUGAAUACUUUCAGGUUUAUAAGUACAGCUGUUUUAUUUCCUCUAGGGCAACUCAUCCUGUUUUAUAGGGUAUACUAAGAGAAAGUAAAGUGUAGGCAAAGCAUGUGUGAAGUGCUACACAUGGAUGUGGCCGACAAGUGUCACACCUGCCACCCUCCAGUGCUUCGGUCGGCAUGAGUCAUGCAAGGCAUCUCACAGCUAUUCAGUUCCGUGUGUGCUUAACAUGUACUAGAGUAGCUUGAAAGUAAUAAAGUUGAGUUUUUCCAGUG